Acanthoscelides obtectus is the source of this 362-nucleotide messenger RNA. NCBI's taxonomy places the organism in Eukaryota, Metazoa, Arthropoda, Insecta, Coleoptera, Chrysomelidae. The record is from the annotation of a GenBank genome assembly.
GAAACUUUCAGUAGUUUAGCAAGUGAAUACGGCGUAGGCCGAUCUACAAUUUAAGAAGAUCAAGAAGUGCCUGUCAACUACUGACUGCGGGCCAGGCAAGAGACAGACACUCAAAAAAGCUGAACAUCCAGAAGUGGAAGAAGCUUUGUACAUGUGGUUACUUCAGGAAAGAAAUAGGCAUGCACCGAUUUCAGGACCCAUGUUGGCCAUGAAAGCCAAGUUUUCUUAUAAGGAAAUAACAAAAAAGAUGAUUUUGUGGCCAGCAAAGGAUGGCUACAACGUUUUAAAAGUCGUCAUGGCAUACGUUUAAUGACUAUUACAGGAAAGAAACUUUCUAAUGAUGCCACCUGCAUAGAGCCCUU